CAUGGCGCCAACCUGAACACCAAAGCGAGUAAAGACGGACCGUAAUAUUUUGGUUUACGGUCGUGCCGUAUUUGACGUGAUUGACAGGUGAGCAUAGCGUACAUUAUUUUGAAGAGCAAGAUAGUCUUUGUGACACGUUAUGGCUAGCAGAAGCAGAAAAAGGAAGCGAGCAGCCACAGCUGAGGUUGAAGUGGAAGAGAUUACGCCAGUGAAGCGAGAAAUUGGAACAUCUGAAGAAGAGGAUGAGAUUACACAAGAUGCUCAAACAGCUCGUCCAAGUCGAAACAGGAGGAAAUCAGUGAAACUAGCAGAAGCAGAGAGUAGUGUGAAAACACCCAACACAGAACCACAAAGACUUGGUGUUAUCUCUCUUCAUCAUGAGAAAGGUGGAAAGAAAGAUUCUGGAGAUUCAUGGAGGAUCACAUCUUCCAAUAAGCCAAGGAAGAAGUCAGCUUUUGAAUCUCAAGAUAAAGAUAACGAAGUAGAAGAGAAGAGUCAAUUGCUUCAUGUUGUUAGUAAAGGCAAACGACAGCAGACAAUUAAAAUCAAACCUCUUCACAAACCAGAACCAACAGAUGAGAAACCAACCCCAUCAAGGUCAGGAAAGAAGUCUCAUCAGAAGGUUCCACCCCCCAUCACAGCUACAGGGGACUCAAAUGUGACUGUCAAGGAGGAUAGCGGAAUUAAACUGAAAUUUAUUUUGUCUCCAAAAGAUAAAGGUAAAAAUAUUCCUGAGGUGGAAGCUAGUGAAGGAUCUAAAGAAAGACAAUCAGCAUCCAGGGAAAAAUCAGGAAAAUCCUCAAUGAAGGAUAAAGACGAACAUGUGAAAGCAAAGCUUGUAUUCAGUGAUCAAGUGCUCAAAUUAGAUGGGGAUAAGGCUGUGGUAGGACAAACUAAGAAACGGAAACAUGGAGAGACAGAAUUAGAAAUGUUGGACACGCCAGAUACAAGCAAAGGAAACAAGAAGAAAAAGACAUCUACUGAAGAACAGGCAGUCUCGAAACAAGCUGGAAAAUUAACACCAGGAAGUAAAGUGGGUUCAAAACUUAAUACUAAAGCCAUGUCUUCCAAUAAAGCAACGAGUAAGGGAAACUCAAAACUUUCCCAGAAACCUCCUGAUAAAUCAGGACAGGAAAAGACUGAUAACAAAGGCCGUACAAAGAACAAGACACCUGAUGAAACAAACAGUCAAUCUGGCAAUAUAUCCAAAGAUGAGGAUAAGUCAAAGAAGAAGAAGCCCAAGGCUAAUACAAUAGCAGCUAACUUCAAUCUACUAUCAGCUGAUGAGUCAAUUGAGGAUCUAGUGAUCGAUGAAUCAAAAUCAGAAUCUUCUAAGAAAGCUAAGUCUAGCAAGACAAAGUCGGACAAGAAGAAGAAAUCAAGUGAAUUGGACUCCUUCCAUAAAAGCAAAAAGCACAAGAGCAAAGACAUGAAGAAACACAAAGCAAAGUUCAUCAACACAGGUACCAAGAAACCAGGUCACAGUGUAGGUCUAGAUCCAGUCACUGCUUCACAUAUGCUUGGUCAGUUUGACAGUGUCCCUCCCCAUCCUCAACCCAGUCUGGAUCUCAAGGGACCAGGACUUGAUGAUGAGAGUUUUUUUAUGGCUGGCAAUGAUGCGAUGGUUCCUGCAUUGUCAGCAGACACUGUUACCAUGGGACUUACUGAACUGGGCUUCCCAGGCAUGUUUGGAAAGAUGAAAAAGAAUGGCAAGAAGUCUAGUAAGAAAGCUGAUAAAGAAAAGAAGAAAAAGAAGAAGAAAGAAAAACUGAAGAAAGAUGGGAAAUCUAAGGAGAAGAAGCCCUUAUCAGCAUACAUGUUAUGGUGUGGUCAAACAAGACGUAAAGUAGUAGCGCAGAAUCCAGGGCUGGAUUUCUCUGGCAUCAGUAGGAUGAUGGGGACACUGUGGCAACAACUCCCUGAGAAGGAGAAGCAAGUCUGGUACCGCAAGCAGCAUCUUCAGAACAUUAAACACAAGAAUGUGCCCAGCUUGUCAAAGCAGAAAUUCCGUCGAUCAAGUUCAUCGGGUAAAGGUUCACGUUCUCCUCAUGGGAGUCCAGUCAGACAUUUCUCUCCAAGGACCGAACCAAUUGACUGUGCAGCACACUUCAAACUUCUUGGAGAGUCUUUAAAAUUAGUUGGAGACCGACUACAAAACCAUGUUGGUCAGAUGGAAGUUCAUGGGAGUCUGUCUGUUCUCUUGGAUUCAACAUUAUGUGUCCUGGGUCCUCUAAUGUCUCUUACCAGUCAGGUGCCAGAGUUGAACUGCAUCAGUAAGGAAUCAAUAAGCACAACAGUGGACAACAUAGCCUACAUCAUGCCUGGCUUGGGAUGAUGACCACAUAUUACAAUGGUAGCAUAGGUCAUCUCUCUACAGACAAGGCAAAGCAGAUCAAGAACAUGUCGAAUAAAGCCAUAGGAAGAGUAUUCCAGAGCUGCAUUAUGCUUAGUGUGGGUUGAAUAUGCAGAUUACAAUGGCAAUUUAAGUGAUUGCUCACAGGUAAAGCAGGUGUCAGGCAAAGCCACAGUGGCUGUCUCAUUAACUACUCACUUGGACCAUGCACCGUUGCCUGGAGAAGCAAGCAGUUGUCAAAGUGCAUGUAUGUCUACAGGUUGAUCAGGCUGGCCUUGAAUUAGUGCACACACUAAAGAGCGGACAGGUUGUAUGUGACCAUAUAAAACCUAUGACACUUCCAUGCUGGUUCUAGUGGGAACUAUUUCACAAUGACAACAGUUGGUAUUCCAAUUGGAAAUCUCUAAGCAUAAUGCAUUACACAACACUCUUACAAAUACUAGCUUCUGUGAAGUGUGAUAUUCUGAAACUUCAAGUGAGACCUCUUACAUUUGUAUAGUUUGAACUUCAGAUUUCCUAUAUGUAUUGGACUGGAAUUAUGCACAGAUUUUAAAAUGUAAGAUUGCCAAGUUUUGCAGUUUGGAUAUUUGGUAUAAACUUGUUUUAAUCAUGCUUUGGAAGUUGAAACAUUCAACUGAAAAGUUGUUUGCGGUCUUUUUAUGUCAUUUUUAGUCAUCAAUUUAGAAUCACUGUUUUUAUUCUUUGCAGAAAGCAUGAUAAACUGUUACAUUGGGGGUAGAUUUUAAGUGGAAAUGUUCAUUGGAUCGUUUCCAAAAUACAUGUAUGCUGACAUAUCUGAUCAGUACCAAAAAAGGGUGAUCAGAGAAAGUGGCUGGCCAGAGAUAAGUGGAGCCAAAAAUGCAUUACAAAAAAAUGCAAAAACUUCCAGAACUUCCCAAUGUUGCUUGCACAUUGUGUGUUUACUUUUGAAAUGUUGGGACAGUUUUUGAAACCAAAGUCCUGUUUUGUUCAGAAUUCAGACAGAACAAAUUCACACCGGUUUCUACUGUAGAUGCUUUUUCAGUAAACUUUCACUAAGAUGUAAUUUAAAGAAAUUAUAUUCGUAGGCCUUUGGGGUCAAAAACUUGCAGAGAAGCACUUUUGUUGAGGUUUUGAAGCAGUGGUCAAGACCACUGUAGUGUGAAAUAGAGAAGUGGUUGUAAACAUCGUUUGCCAGAGAAUUUCAUGAAAUCCGUGGGAAUAGAAACAUGAAAUUAUGAUACUACCUGUACAUGUAGUUAUGGUGAAAUUAUGGUGCCAUAAAGAUCAAUGGCCAUGGUUACUCCAGUGGGAAAGAGAACAAAGUGGGGGCUAGACGGUUAAAUGUAUUUACUGUUAUUUUUCUUCCAACUUUGUAAACUGAUUGCCCUUGAAUCUAGCACUUUAUGGCUAUGCAUGCCCAGGUCAAAACAGUUUUCAGUGUGUAAUACUACCUGUAAUGUUGGAAUGCCUUCAAUAAAAAAAAGGUUUCUGAUAUUGUAUCCCGGCAAGAGUAGUAUGUAUUUAUGUAACAAAGGCAUUUUGGCAUGAGCAUAAAGGAAUCCUUGCAUUAUGAAAACGGCGACAAGCUUGCUCUGUAGAUGAGGUCAACACUGCGACUGGGUCCAAAAUUCUUUAAGUAACACAAAAUCUGACAGUGCAGCCUUAUCUGCAGCAUUGCACGUCUCGUGGACAUGGAAAGACUCCUUUCAGUUCUGCACACUGCCACAGACUCACAGUAUUAAACGUAAUGUUCUAGAUGACAGUCCUCACACAGAUGUGCAUUUGCCUUUGUUUACUGUCACAUCAUUGCUUACAGUUAAGAUUCCUGUAAUGUGCCCCGUUUUGGUGGUAGUGAACUCAGCUCACAUAUACACAUGUGCACAAUCAAUUUUCAUGCAAUUCUAAUGUACUUUUAUUUCCUAGUCUAUAUUUAAAAACUUCCAACUACAUGUGUAUCUUUUAACAGAAAUAUUGUAUAUAAAAGUCUCAGAUUUGCUGAAUGUCAGUACUUUGUGUUGUAUUACAUUUUUUCUUUUUUUUCACAUUUCUGUUUGGUUCUGCUUUGUUUUUAAUAUGUGUGUGCAUGGAAUUGGUUUUCAAGAUAUGAACACCCACGACAAUUGUAUGUCUUUGUUUACAAAUUUCAAAUUUUCAUAUUUCAGUUCAAACAACUUAACAUAUUUCAAACAGUAAUGAUAAUCCCUUGCCUUUUUAACUAUCCUUUUGAAGCUAUCCCCUUGGAAAGUUGAAACAGUAAAAUUAAACCUUGCAUAUUUUUAAAUGA
Messenger RNA from Acanthaster planci (crown-of-thorns starfish), 4619 nucleotides. RefSeq lists its product as uncharacterized. The record is from RefSeq and is a predicted model, not a curated record. Lineage: Eukaryota; Metazoa; Echinodermata; Asteroidea; Valvatida; Acanthasteridae.